This is a messenger RNA of Helianthus annuus (common sunflower), 369 nucleotides long. Its product is annotated as receptor-like serine/threonine-protein kinase SD1-8. Gene Ontology annotation, biological process: protein phosphorylation. The record is from RefSeq and is a predicted model, not a curated record. Lineage: Eukaryota; Viridiplantae; Streptophyta; Magnoliopsida; Asterales; Asteraceae. Gene Ontology annotation, molecular function: ATP binding; protein kinase activity. The transcript is spliced from 2 exons. Bases 1 to 369 code for a protein of 122 amino acids.
AUGGCUAAUAAAAGUACAUGCGACAGUGGUUAUCGGGCACCAGAGUAUUUGAUCAAGGGAGUUUUGUCAACCAAGGCGGAUGUCUAUAGUGUUGGUGUGUUAAUUUUAGAGGCUGUAACUGCGAAGAGAACGCCUGAUUGUAUGUUCCCCUUCAGAAAUGUUGAGAGAAACUGGUUGGAAGGAACAGUUUCCAAUAUAAUUGAUCCCAGAAUUGAUGUUGAUUCAAGUACGAUGACAAGAUUCAUUGAGAUCGGGUUGCUGUGUGUUCAAGAAAAUGCAGCAGAUAGGCCAACAAUGGAGGAAGUUGUUGGCAUGUUGCUUGGCAGCUCAUCUCUCACUCUCCUCGUCUCAAAAUUGCGAACAACUUGA